AUGAGCGAUUUUUGCAAUGUCCGCACUAGAAAUCUUCACAACGAUGUGACGAAUUGCCUUGAUGUUACCGGUACCGCCAAUCACUUUGAAUCGACCGCCCAUUUCCUACAGUCUGAUUUUUCGGGUCUUCGCAAUUUUUGUGACGUUCGUCUCCAUUUCCAAAAUGAAAUUCUACUCGUCCAUUCGGCAGUUCUCGCCGCAUUCUCAUCAACUUUUUUGGAGAAACUCAAAAAAUCGGAAAACGGAUCAUUCGAUGUGGAUCUGAAGUUUCUGGACAAGAACAGUGUGAAGAAAGUGUUGGAUUUUAUCUAUUUUGGAAAAGUCACAUUUAAUUUUGAUACACUUCAAAACGAUUUAGAAGUCAUCUCGUAUUUUGGAAUUGGCCAACUGCAGGACGAGAUUGAGAAGAAAUUGGUGGCGAUUGCACGAAAAGGGAAAUGUGUGGAAGUUUUGAAUUUGGUCACGACCAAUUUGAAAACGAUCCCUCACUCUCCAUCCACAUUGCUUGCCGUAUCCGAUGAGACCGUUUCUGAUCUUGUUUCGAUUCUCCAUGUUCUCUCCUCAACCAACCAACUCAGCUACUCGAAUCUUCUCUCAAUUUCCGUCAAUUCCAUCGUCACAAUUGUAUCGUCGCGAAUUCCGGAUUCCAUGAAAAUUGAUGUCAUCAACAUUGCGUUGAAAUGGAUUUAUGAACGUCGUCUAAACGAUCGGAAAGCGUCGAAUAUUCUCUGUGGACUGACGUUCGGAUCCAUGACCUACGCUGAGCUGGUGCAUUUUCGAAGUUCAUUGAUUCAGACGGUCAUUCCGGUUACGCUGGACAUAGUCUGCACCCAUGCCGAACACUCUAUCCACACUCCCAACCCCGCUGCCACAUCCAUCUCCUCAUUCCCAUUGAAUGAUGCCACGUCACUGGGCGUCGCCACGAUUCCAACAGCGGCUACGUUGCAAUCUGAAAAUUUUGACGAUUGCAACACGGCCAUGUCAUUUACGGCGGACGACUUGAGACGUUUGGGAUUUGCGAAAAUGCCGUUGACUCGACAAAAACAACAGGACGAAAAGUGA
This is a messenger RNA of Caenorhabditis briggsae, 1062 nucleotides long. Bases 1 to 1062 code for a protein of 353 amino acids. The record is from RefSeq and is a predicted model, not a curated record. The transcript has 6 exons. Gene Ontology annotation, molecular function: protein binding. Lineage: Eukaryota; Metazoa; Nematoda; Chromadorea; Rhabditida; Rhabditidae.